AUUAGAAAGAACGCACAAACACACAGAAAAAGGAAAUUCCAAAAUACCUUCUCCCCCUCUCUUUCUUUCUUUCUUUCUUUGUUUCUUUCUUUUCUUUCUUUCUGUUCAAUCCUCCAAUGGAGGGAGUAACAAAAUUCAUCUUCCAUUAAAACUGUAUCAUCCUCAGGUUUAUCAUUUUUCAAAUUUCAUUGAUUCAUUCAUUCACACAUACAUAGAUAUGAUGAAUUCAUUACACUGAUUCAAGCAGCCCUAAACGUUUUCCAUUUAUAAAGGAUUUCGCUGGUUUUCAGGAUUGGGGUAAACGGAAGAAUAAAGGGUCUCCCAUUCAAAUGCCAUUGGUCUCGGAAGAGACCCCGAACUUCAGAUUUGAAGCGAUCAAGAUUGUUUAAUUGGUGUCGUGUUUCUGAUGGUGAAAAAAACACCAUUGUGUUCGUAUUGUUUAAGGAAUCAAGAAAAGGGUAGUGGCAUCAUUGGGGGUGCUGGGAUUGUGGAGGAUUGGGAUUGGGUGGUGAUUGGAGUUACAGGAGGAAGAUGCAGCUGCACUUCUCACCUAGCAUGAGAAGUAUAACAAUAUCGAGCAGCAAUAACAAUGGAGGGUUUGGUGAAUUAAUGAAGAUCAAACUCGCACCUCGCCAUUUCAACUAUAGAAGACUCUUUCAUACAAUACUUCUCCUAGCUUUUUUGUUGCCUUUUGUCUUCAUUCUCACUGCUCUUGUUACCCUUGAAGGCGUCAACAAGUGCUCCUCAUUUGACUGUUUAGGUAGACGAUUGGGACCAAAGCUUCUUGGACGAACUGAUGAUUCAAAACAGAGACUGGUAAAGAAUUUUGUUAAGAUCCUCAAUCAAGUAAACUCUGAGGAACUGCCAUCUGUUAUGAAGCUCCCAGAGUCUUAUGCUCUUCUUGUUUCUGAAAUGAAAAAUAACAAGUACAGUGCAAAAGAAUUUGCUUUGAUGCUGAAGGGAAUGAUGGAGAGAUCUGAAAGGGAGAUCAGGGAAUCAAAAUUUGCAGAGCUAAUGAAUAAGCACUUUGCUGCUAGUGCAGUCCCUAAAGGCAUUCACUGUCUUUCACUGCGGCUGACUGAUGAGUACUCCUCUAAUGCUCAUGCACGAAGACAGUUGCCUUCGCCAGAACUACUCCCUCUCCUUUCCGAGAACUUGUUGCACCAUUUUGUAUUGUCAACUGAUAACAUCCUAGCUGCUUCAGUUGUGGUCAAUUCUGCCGUGCAGUCAUCUUUGAGGCCUGAAAAAACUGUUUUCCAUGUCAUCACUGACAAGAAAACAUAUGCAGGGAUGCACUCCUGGUUUGCUCUUAAUCCUGUCUCUCCAGCGAUUGUGGAAGUUAGAGGUAUUCAUCAGUUUGACUGGUUAACCAGAGAAAAUAUUCCAGUGCUUGAAGCAGUUGAGGGUCAUUAUGGGAUUCGGAAAUACUACCAUGGAAACCAUGUAACUGGCGCCAAUCUCAGUGAUACUACUACUCCACGAUCUUUUGCCUCAAAACUGCAGGCUAGAAGCCCAAAAUACAUUUCCUUGCUCAAUCACAUUCGCAUAUAUUUGCCAGAGCUCUUCCCAAACCUUCAUAAAGUGGUUUUCUUGGAUGACGAUGUUGUGAUUCAGCGUGACUUGUCUCCAUUGUGGGACAUUGACCUUAAGGGAAAGGUGAAUGGAGCUGUUGAGACCUGUAAAGGAGAAGAUGAGUGGGUGAUGUCAAAGCGAUUCAGAAACUACUUUAAUUUUUCUCAUCCUCUCAUAGCAAAAAAUUUGAACCCUGACGAGUGUGCAUGGGCUUAUGGGAUGAAUAUCUUUGACUUGCAUACAUGGAGAAAGACAAAUAUAAGAGAUACUUACCAUUCAUGGCUUAAAGAGAAUCUGAAGUCCAAACUGACGAUGUGGAAGCUUGGAACACUACCUCCUGCUUUGAUUGCAUUCAAGGGUCAUGUUCACCCAAUUGAUCCCUCAUGGCACAUGCUCGGCUUGGGCUAUCAAAAUAAGUCCAACAUUGAUAAAGUGAAGAAGGCUGCUGUAAUUCAUUACAAUGGCCAGUCCAAACCUUGGUUGGAGUUGGGCUUCGAGCAUCUCCGUCCUUAUUGGACCAAGUAUGUAGACUACUCCAAUGAUUUUAUAAAGAAUUGCCACAUAUUGGAGUAAUCGAUAGGUUGCACUCCAACUACAAAACACAAAGUAGGAAUCCAGAAGUUGCAGACUUUUUCAUUCUAUGUAUCUUCACAAUCGAAUAGAAGAGGAAAUUCUCAGAUUGGCUGAAUUUGAUCAGGUAUAUUCAAGUUUUCGGAUUUGCUGCUUUUGGCUCAAUUCUAUGAAGAGAACCUGCAUUACUAGCAUAGGUAUGAGAUUCAUUUCUUUCCGUCUGUAAGAGGUUCAUCUUUUUUUUAAAAAAAUAAUAAUAAUAUUGGUUGGGAGGAAAAGGACAUUCUUUUGCGCCUCUUAGAUGUCGGUAUUGUUUAGGGGGCAAUAUUGGUGCAUGGGAGAAAAGACUUAUCAUUUGCCAUUGGUGAUAGGAGCUGUUUAUUGAGAAGAAAAGCCAGGAUUGCAGGCCAUGUUGUAAAGCUCUCCUACUUAGAUACAGAGAUAAUUCUUUAUCUUAAAAAUAUUGAUUUUUUUUCUUUA
Solanum tuberosum (potato) is the source of this 2622-nucleotide messenger RNA. Its product is annotated as probable galacturonosyltransferase 13. The coding region runs from base 532 to 2145 and encodes 537 amino acids. The transcript has 6 exons. NCBI's taxonomy places the organism in Eukaryota, Viridiplantae, Streptophyta, Magnoliopsida, Solanales, Solanaceae. Gene Ontology annotation, molecular function: polygalacturonate 4-alpha-galacturonosyltransferase activity. The record is from RefSeq and is a predicted model, not a curated record.